AUGCCUUUACCAGCGUCAACCAGAUACUGGCUCAAAUAUGACAGUGGAACUCUUGCUACUGUUCAAAAAAUCGUAUCUGAAAUUCUCCCCCCGUCCGCAGGCGUGGCAUUCGCUAAGGAGGCCCGCGAUCUCUUAAUUGAAUGCUGUGUCGAGUUCAUUACCCUUAUUUCUUCAGAGGCGAACGAGAUCUCUGAGAAGGAAGCAAAGAAGACUAUCGCUUGCGAUCACAUUACGAAAGCUCUCGAGCAACUAGGCUUCACUGACAUGGUCCCUGCUGUUCUCGAGGCAGCAGCUGAGCACAAGGAAGGUCGAGAGAAGAAGGCAGAUAAGUUUGCCAACAGUGGCAUGUCCAUGGAGGAACUCGCUCGUCUACAGGAGGAGCAGUUCGCUGCUGCUCGUGAGCGCCACGGCUAG
Fusarium musae is the source of this 414-nucleotide messenger RNA. RefSeq lists its product as uncharacterized. Gene Ontology annotation, biological process: chromatin remodeling; positive regulation of transcription by RNA polymerase II; RNA polymerase II preinitiation complex assembly. The transcript is spliced from 3 exons. NCBI's taxonomy places the organism in Eukaryota, Fungi, Ascomycota, Sordariomycetes, Hypocreales, Nectriaceae. Gene Ontology annotation, cellular component: negative cofactor 2 complex. The coding region runs from base 1 to 414 and encodes 137 amino acids. Gene Ontology annotation, molecular function: TBP-class protein binding; core promoter sequence-specific DNA binding; protein heterodimerization activity. The record is from RefSeq and is a predicted model, not a curated record.